AUUUCCAACCAUUGAUUAACAGGUUUCUGUCUUCAUAUCCGCCAUUUUCAUUUAAAGUCUUCAACAUUCAGCUGAUAUUUACAUCAAACAUCGAAAUUAAUUUUCCAGAUAAUAGUUCUAAUAUCACAUUAUAUAAAAUAUACCAUCUACAACCGACAACCUUAAUAUGUUACACAACGCCGCUAAAGACAUGGAAAUCGACGAGAGCUUAUAUUCAAGGCAGCUGUACGUUCUCGGACAUGAAGCAAUGAGAAGAAUGGCUCAAUCAAACGUUCUCAUAGCCGGGAUGCGAGGCCUUGGGGUUGAAAUAGCAAAGAACAUAGUUCUUGGAGGUGUAAAAGCCGUCACCAUUCAAGAUACUGGCAAAGCUCAAUGGGGUGAUUUAUCUUCUCAGUUCUUUUUGAGAGAAGAGGAUUUAGGAAAAUACAGAGUUGAUGUGGUUCAACCCCGUUUAGCAGAAUUAAACAGAUAUGUUCCUAUUAGCAUUUACAAAAAGGAACUACAAGAGGAAUUUGUUUCUGAUUUCAACGUUGUCGUUCUAACUAACUCUAGCAUAGAGGAACAGCGUAAAAUAGCUGAUUUCUGCCAUACUAAAGAUAUCUGCGUCAUAAUUGCUGACACAAAAGGAUUAUUUGGGCAAAUAUUUUGUGAUUUUGGCAAAUCCUUUACUGUAUAUGAUGAUAAUGGUGAACAACCUCUCUCAUAUAUGGUGGCAAAUAUUGAGCAAAGCGAAUUAGGCGUCGUCACUUGUUUGGAUGAUCAGAGACAAGAAUUUCAAGAUGGUGAUUACGUAACGUUCACCGAGGUUCAUGGAAUGACCGAACUAAAUGAAUGCGAACCACGAAAAAUUAAAUGUUUAGGACCAUACACAUUCUCCAUAGGUGACACAUCGAAAUUCAGCAGCUAUAGUCGUGGAGGAAUCGUUAAACAAGUCAAAACAGCAAGAAAAAUAGAAUUCAAAAGUUUCAGUGAAUCUCUGAAGUCACCGGAAUUUGUCAUUUCCGAUUUCGCUAAAUUUGAUAGGCCAGCGCAGUUACAUGCAGGCUUUCAAGCUUUGCACAAGUUUGUUCAAAGCAAUCAAGCUUUACCAGGACCGAGAAACGAAAAAGAUGCCGAAAAAGUACUAAAUCUUGCAAAAGAAAUUGAUAGCGAAAAUGGAGCAGCCGAUAUAAUUAAAGAUUUAGCAAUGCAAGCCACAGGCGACCUCUGUCCAAUGCAAUCUGUGAUUGGUUCAAUUGCGGCUCAAGAAGUAAUGAAAGCUUGUUCUGGAAAGUUUAUGCCCAUAGUACAAUGGUUUUACUUUGACGCUGUUGAAUGUAUUCCUGCAGACACUGUUUUAACGGAAAAAGAUUGCAAGCCUAAAAAAUGCAGAUACGAUGGACAAAUCGCUGUGUUUGGUGAAAAGUUUCAAGAAAUUUUAGGAAAUCAAAAAUACUUUUUAGUCGGGGCAGGAGCUAUAGGCUGUGAAAUGCUUAAGAAUUGGGCAAUGAUUGGAUUAGCUUGUGGUUCCAAUGGCCAAGCUUGGGUCACUGAUAUGGAUAUUAUUGAAAGAUCUAACUUGAACAGACAGUUCUUAUUCAGACCAGAAAAUGUAGGAAAAACCAAGUCUGCAACAGCAGCUAAUGCUUGUAGUCAAAUGAAUCCGAAAUUUAACAUAUAUCCUCAAGAAAAUCGUGUUGGGCCUGAAACAGAAAAUAUUUAUACAGAUGACUUUUUUGAAAAUUUGGAUGGCGUUACUAAUGCUCUGGAUAAUGUAGACGCCAGAAUCUAUAUAGAUAGAAGAUGUGUAUACUAUCGUAAACCUCUCCUUGAAUCGGGUACAUUAGGAACGAAAGGAAACGUUCAAGUCGUUAUUCCUUGGGUUACUGAAUCCUAUUCAUCUUCUCACGAUCCGCCAGAAAAGUCUAUUCCAAUAUGUACUCUAAAAAAUUUUCCUAACGCUAUAGAACACACUCUACAAUGGGCUCGUGAUCAAUUUGAAGGAAUUUUCAAACAAGCCCCUGAGAGUGCUGAACAAUAUUUAAAGGACAGCAAAUUUGUUGAAAGAACUCUCAAAUUACCUGGGGUUCAACCAGCCGAAACAUUAGAAACUGUGAAGAAGUUAUUGGUUGAUGAACGCCCAGCUAAAUUUGAUGAUUGUAUUAUGUGGGCAAGAAAGUUGUUUGAAGAGAACUACACAAAUCAAAUUAAACAACUAUUGUUCAAUUUCCCCGAAGAUUAUACGACUUCUUCGAAUACUCCAUUCUGGUCAGGACCUAAACGGUGUCCUCAUCCUAUUUUCUUUGAUGCGUCAAAUUCUGAGCAUCUUGAUUAUGUAGUAGCGGCCGCCAAUCUGAGAGCGGAAAUGUAUGGAAUGACUGAAAGGGCUGAUAGAAGUUAUAUUCAAAAGUAUGCCGAAAAGAUAAAACUUGUAGAAUUUGUUCCACGUAGUGGAAUUAAGAUAGCUACGACUGAUUCAGAAGCAGCAAGUGCUAAUGAUGAUGGAUGCGUUGAUGAAGAGACCUUACAAAGACUGCUGAGUCAAAUUCCAAACUGUCAACAAUUAGACGGUUUACAAAUAAAAGCCAUUGAAUUCGAAAAGGAUGAUGAUACAAAUUUCCAUAUGGAUUUUAUUGUUGCCUGUUCUAAUUUGAGAGCUACAAAUUAUAAUAUUCCAACAGCGGAUAGACAUAAAUCGAAACUUAUAGCUGGUAAAAUCAUUCCAGCUAUUGCAACUACCACAUCUUUAAUUGUCGGUCUUGUUAAUCUUGAAUUAUAUAAAAUUGUUUCCGGACAAAAGAAAGUUGAACGUUUCAAAAACGGUUUCAUUAACAUAGCCUUACCGUUCUUUAGUUUUAGUGAGCCAAUGAAGGCUGCUGUUCAUAAAUACGCCAACGAAUAUUGGACUCUUUGGGAUCGUUUUGAUAUUAAAGGAGAUGCAAAACUGAAAGAUUUAAUAAGUUUUUUCCAAAAAAAGCAUGGAUUUGAGGUGACAAUGAUUUGUUAUGAUGUUGCCACAUUGUUUUCAAACUUUAUGGAUAAUACGAAGAAAGAGAGACGAUUAGAAAUGAAAAUUUCUGAAAUUAUUGUAGAAGUUACAAAGAAAGAAAUACCUGAUCAUAUUAAAUCAAUUGUUUUAGAAGUUUGUUGUGAUGAUCAGAAUGGAAAGGAUGUUGAAAUACCUUACGUUAAAUAUUCGUUAAGAUAA
Dimorphilus gyrociliatus is the source of this 3187-nucleotide messenger RNA. Lineage: Eukaryota; Metazoa; Annelida; Polychaeta; Dinophilidae. The record is from the annotation of a GenBank genome assembly.